AAAAAAGCCUACGCAGAAUGCCAUAUUAAAUGAAUUUCGUGAGGCACGUGAGAAAGGGUGGCGGUCAGGCUGCGAACAACAGCACUCAGUCUGGGCAGAGCACCUGAGCGGGAUAGACGCGCGCCGCCACUCCAUACUUCUGGCCUUGGCCCGGGCUGUGUUGCGGAGCUCCUAGUGACAUCUGGAGUACACGCUUGAGAUCAUAAGGUUACAUGGUAUUGCCACCCGUGUUGAUUUGUGUCCCAUCGCUAAUAGUGAAGUGAAAGAUGGAAAGUAAGUGAAUGUGAACUAAAAUGACUGUGUGUUCACGGCUACGACCUCAUCAUUGUCAACGGCACCUACCGCCCCUUCCGCUGUGCCAACUGGCCACGUUUCCUUCUCCUUAAUUCAUCUGGAAAGUUAGCCAAACUUUAGUCACGAGAAAGAGAGCGAAGGAGCGAAGCACCAGUCCAGUGGCUGGGCUGCAUCUCGGAUCCCGACUGGGAACACCUAAGCAAGAUGGGUGGCUGUGGCUGUGGCGGCGCUGCAUCACCGCUCACCUGUACCGUCUUGUGGCUCCUCGUCUUCGUGUGUGUGGCACGAGUGGGCGGCAGGGACGUCGGGAGCAAAGCACUGGUGGCAGCGAGACUCAGGCACGAGAGGGGCUUCAGCCGGCACCACCAACAACACUAUCAGCAAUUUAUUGGGAGUAUCAGUGGCAACAGCGACAGCGGCAGCACCACCAACAACGCAGCAGAAACUGCUGAGGACUCUCAAGACCCUAAGAUCCUAACCCCAAGGAGCACCCAUGUGAGCACCAGAGUGGGCCAGGCAGCAACAUUCAACUGCGUCGUGAGACACCUGGGAAACAGACAGGUUUCGUGGAUCCGAGGUCGAGACCUGCACGUGCUCAGCUCGGGCCAGGUGACGUUCUCGUCAGACGCGAGGCUCAGCGUGUCUCACUCUGAGGAUUCGUGGACGCUCACCAUCAAGUUUUCGCAACCCCGCGACGCCGGCACCUACUCGUGCCAGGUCAACACUCAGCCGCCGCAAGCCGUGUGGUACAACCUCACUGUUAUAGAGGCGCGAGCUAACAUCCUUGGGAAGGAAAUUAUCUACUUACAGUCCGGCAGCACCGUAUCCUUGGUGUGUGUCAUCAAGGAACAGCUGGUGAUCCCGGGUCUGGUGCUGUGGUAUCAAGAUGACCGCCUGGUGGAGCGACAGUCAUCGAGGGUGAAGGUGUCCACCACGGUAACCAACGUCACCACGAGCACACUGACGGUAGAGGCGGCGAGACUGCAAGACUCAGGCAACUACUCGUGCUGGCCUUCUGCUGGCCGCCCCGACAGUGUCCUCGUGCACGUCAUACAAGGAGAUCCACCGGCAGCCAUGCAGCACGGCAGCUCCGCCCCGGGAGCGUGUCCCUUGCUGCUCGUGCCCAUGGCUCUCACUUCGCUCAUGUUUCUCCUGACGUGACCCUCAGGCGACCUCCUGCAGCUGUCCCCUCUACCUCUCGCCAGGGUGACGCAGGCGCCCUAAUCAUCAGGGUGACGCUGCCUCCAGCAUCAAACUCCAAAACCACCAAGUAAUGGUGACGAAACGGCAGCAUUCACCAUUAAGAAUGGUGAUAGUAAUUAACACAACACGGUCAGUGCAACCCAAACGUCGUCUUUGAUCUACAACUUAACUAAUUUGUUUUCCCGUCACGAGUAUUAUCUCUCUCUCUCUCUCUCUCUCUCUCUCUCUCUCUCUCUCUCUCUCUCUCUCUCUCUCUCUCUCUCUCUCUCUCUCUCUCUCAGUGUAUUGUGUAUAGGCCAUCGUUACAGAGACUUGCUGGGUAAACCCAGUGACCUCUGCAGCUCAAAGCUUUGGCGUAAGAGUACAAUGACGACUCCAUUACUUACUCUUAUUUUGAUCUGCAAAACAACACAAUUGAAUGUGUCUUUUGUUCUUUUGAAAUACUUCUUUUUUUUUAUAUCUCAGAAGACUGAUAAGCUGUGCAAUCAUUCCUUGUAACACAUAUCUGUCAAGCCAUCACUGAACAUGGUCGCCUGCCUGGACACAGGCGAGCGGGCAACAGUACUACAGGAUCGAGGUGCACUGGCUGAGUCAGGAAGCGUCACUUAUGUCGUUCGACGCACAGUGCGAGGCUCCAAGAGACUCAGCAUUACGUGGUGCAUAUACAAUAACAAUAAUAGAAAAAUAAGAUUCCAUAAAAUUAGGAUCUUUUAUUAAAUAAAUUCCAGUACGCUGGAAAGGCACAAUAUCUUUUACUGUUUGUAUAAAGCCAUAUUUUUAGAGGAAAAUGUGUACGAUUAUUGUAAUAUAUGUAGCUGAAAAAUAAAUACAUUAUGCGGAGAUCUUUGGGACUUCAAUAUCUUUGCAAGAAUCAUGGAUGCCAGUUCGUGUGUUGCAUUAAAACCUGUGCGUUGUUGAUUCUACACAACAAAGACAAGGGUUUUCAGUAUUGUGUACCAUUAAUUCUUUACAAGUGAGAAUGUGUUGCGAGGAAAAAAUGAACACCAGGUGAAGGAAAACACUGUACCAGGUGAAAAAAAAAGUGAGAAAAAGAGAAUAACGAUGACAAAAAAAAAAAAAAACCAGUGCUCACAUGGUAACGCAGAUGAUGGCAGUGAAGAGAAAAUUGUGGUGCCAAUGUGACCAAAGUGGGAGGCAAUGAUAGACAUUUAUCUUUCAACAGCCUCCGAAUAUUCUUCCUACACUGUAUUAUCCGAAAUAAAGUACCUAUGUCA
Molecule: messenger RNA, 2732 nt
Organism: Scylla paramamosain (green mud crab)
Lineage: Eukaryota; Metazoa; Arthropoda; Malacostraca; Decapoda; Portunidae
Exons: 7
Coding region: 499-1455 (318 amino acids)
Biological process (GO): synapse organization
Cellular component (GO): neuron projection membrane
Source: RefSeq, a predicted model, not a curated record